Mya arenaria is the source of this 782-nucleotide messenger RNA. Its product is annotated as protein LTO1 homolog. Bases 39 to 494 code for a protein of 151 amino acids. Lineage: Eukaryota; Metazoa; Mollusca; Bivalvia; Myida; Myidae. The record is from RefSeq and is a predicted model, not a curated record. The transcript is spliced from 5 exons.
GCACUCGUGCGAUAGAACCCGAAAGAAACCGAACAAACAUGACAGAAGAAAACGAUGAUAUAUUUCAUACAAUCACAAUGUCUGAAGAGAUUAGCCAGGCCGAGGGGUAUAAGGAGGGUGUGGAGGUCGGUUCCCGGCAGGGAGAACUAGAGGGGAACCGACUGGGCUGGGAGAAAGGGGCUGCCAUUGGGUCAGAGGUUGGAUUUUAUGCUGGGUUUGCUCAGUCACUGUUGGAAGAAAUGAAGAAAGGAGAGGAUUCUAAACCAAGGGUUAUAUCAGCUCUAGAGAAGAUGUUGACAGUAUCCCAGGAGUUUCCCCUCACUGACCCUCAGAAUCCCGACCUUCAGGUUCAACUUGAAGCUGUACGAACCAAAUUCAAGCAGGAAGGUUUGACAGAAUGGGAGGUCUUAGGCAUAGGAUUCACCACAAGAUUAUUGUACCAAAGUUGGUGUCCUGCAAGUACCAAGCACAGCUAUAAACAGCUGUUAAUCUAACAAUGGGAAAACAGCCCCCUCUGUUCCAGAAGUCUGAGUUUACCGGUGUUUGCACCUUGUGGAACAAUCAAACAUUACUGUAUAAGACAUUAAUAUUUCCCAUCACAGAAAAACACAGGCAAGGAAUACCAAGAUUACAAGUGAUGACAGGAAACUACUUUGUUCACAGGGAGAAGGAUCAUAACUGUAAAAAACAUUGUGUUUGUCUUUAGUGUUCUUCAUGUACAAAGAAUGUUUUUCAACACAUCAUUUUAUCUUAGAGAAAUAAACCACACCUACACUUUUAAA